Durusdinium trenchii is the source of this 948-nucleotide messenger RNA. Lineage: Eukaryota; Dinophyceae; Suessiales; Symbiodiniaceae. The record is from the annotation of a GenBank genome assembly.
AUGCGCAGCGCCGCUGUCGUUUCCUGGCCACGCUGCGAAGACGCGAUGUCGCCACUGCGUCGCCUCCUUCCGCCCAGCGUCUACCACCACAGCUACUCUCCACCCUGGCCACCGACCCAUCGGUUCCCCAUGUGGAAGUUUCAUGACCUGGCCCUGCAGCUGCUCAAGGACCAGCUGGUGACCGCCUGGGAGGACUUUGUGAUGCCGCAGCCUUUGCAGGAGGAGUGGAUCUUCCUGGCACAUGAGGAGGACUACUACCGUCGCUUUUGCAGCGACACCUUGGAUCCCGCCGCGCUGCGUCGCAUCGGCUUCGCGCAGCGCCCGGACCACCGGCAACUGGUGGCACGGACGUGCUGGGAAGCUGCGGGCACACUCACUUGCGCCAGGGAGGCCUUGAAGGCCACUGUGCUGGUGGCACUCAUCAUGCUCAUAGAGCCUGGGGCAGAGAAGGCGGUGUCGAAGAUCUUGAUUUGCGAUCUCGACGUUCACCAGGGCGAUGGCACCGCUGAAAUUCUCCAGGAUGAGCCGAGAGCGUUUACGAUGUCGGUGCAUUGCAAGGAGAACUUCCCGUUCGGCUUCAAGGGCUUGAGCCACCUGGGCCAUGAUCGAAGCGACCUGGACGUGGCGUUGCCCAAGGGCCUGGGCGAUGAAGAGUACUUGGCGACGAUCUUCGAGCACUUGCAAGGGGCCCUUGAAGAUGUACGACCCGAGUUGGUCCUUUAUGAUGCUGGAGUCGACAUUCAUGUGGAGGAUGACUUGGGGAACUUGUGCAUCUCCUGGAAGGGUCUGCGUCGCCGAGAGGAGAUGGUCCUGGAACUUUGCACGGCCAAGGGAGUGCCGGUGGCCUUCGUCAUUGGCGGCGGCUACCACCGGAAGCGGCCGCAUCUCACACGUCGCCACGCGGCGGUCUUCCACGCAGCGUCCGCCAUUUGGAGGACGCGUGGCUGA